AUGAAUGAGCCAAGUCCUCACAAGAGUAUAAACUCUUCACUCCCGUCAUCAAAGGAGGCGUUUCUUCAAAGCUCCAUGUAUGAGGAAUCUAACAAAAGCAAAGGAACCAGCAAUGGCACAGCAAAGAAGGGUAAACAAAAUCCAGUUCUCUCAACGUCCUUUGUUUCAACAAGAAGGUAUGAGCCUGGUUCGCCAUCUCCAACUAGUCCGCUACAGUCAAGGAGACAUAGAGGUAGUACAGCUAAAAAGCUGUUGACAUUAAGAACCGAAAUCAAUCAAACACAGUUAGAAUUGACCCAGGUAAAGAAGAAAAAAGAGGAUAUCGAAAAGACGAGAAGUACAGCCAGCUCAGAUAUCUUCACUGGCUCAUAUUCCACGGAACAUUUGCAGAAACAUUCUAUGAGAAUUAAGACAAAUACGUUGAUUAGAGAGUUUGAUAAGGCAAUCAAGAAGCUUGAAAGACGGUUAAGUGAAUUAAGAGUUCAAUAUGAGCAAACAAGGAAGUCAGAAACGCUUGAAAGGCGAUCUACCAACGAUUCUCUGAGCACAAUGUCAAAAGAAGAUCUUUCCAAUGCGCAUAUCGAUGAGGAUGAAAACUCGACAUCAGAUAAUAAUACCAGUGCAGAAAGUGACUUAGAUAUACAGGAAAACUUAACGGUUAAACAAGGGACUCAUCAAAUGCUAACCCCUUUGCGAGCAGAAAGUGUUCAUACCAAGACGAAUACACCAACUCUAGAAAGUGCCACAUGGCUAAUAAGUGAUUAUAUGCAAAGUUUACAGGAGGCUAAUAUAUCAACUGAAUUCAUUUUAACCAAGGCGAAUAGCUUGGUGGAUAUUUUGAAAGAGCAUCCUGAGCUUCGCCAAGACCUAAUGCUAGCUCCAUUCAUGCCCAGUGUUCAAACCCUCUUAUUAAGUGACGAUAAAUUGGUUGUAUCUGCAGCUUAUCGAAUCUGUCGACAUUUGAUAAAUGGAGAACAAUUUGUCGCAUAUCUACUGGAAUUAAGAUUGGAUGCCUUUAUAGUGAUAUCAUUUUCAAAGGACAAUUCAUAUCAUGUGGAGAGAGAGCAGGCACUAAAGCUGGUGAGAGCAUUUUCUGAAUACAAAAUUGGUAUAACAAAAGGGAUAGUGCAAGCAGUUAUCAGCUGUGUCGAGAAACCAGAUGAUCCAUUAAAAAAUAUGGCACUGGAAUCAUUAUUGGAACUUUCCUACUUACAUCCUAAUCUUGUUAUGGAGUGCCAUGGGAUGCGAGUCUUUGAAGAAAUUCUUCAAGAUUACUCUUCCUUUUCCCUGGCUUCAAUAAUUUUGGAUUCAAUACUUGAUCUAAUGUCGACUCAUCAAACAAGGAAAUAUUUUUUGAACGAUUUCAAUAUAACAAUUCUUUCCUCAAUUUUCUCUGAUACAAGCACUAAGACGACAGUUAACGUAGAAAAAAUGCAAAAUGCAGCCAUACUAGUUUCCAAAGCUUUUAAAAACUAUAAUGGUAUUAUGCUCUUCUCGAUAGAUAACUUCAGACCAAUAAAGGAAUUACUUUCAUUUUUCAAUGUUCCCUUGUGUGCACAAUAUUUAAUCGAUAUCUUUCUCGAUGUACUCAAGAUAAGGCCCUUGACUUACAAAACUAAAUCAAAAAAUAAAUUUAGAAUGAGACCAUCCCAAUUUUUAAAAGAUUCUUUACCCGUAAAUCAACAUUUAGCGUUGAUGAUCUUAAUUUUAGAUAGAUGCAACUUUCAUGAUUACGUUUUAAGUCUGGUAAGUAACGAUACGAGGAGAAAGGUAAGUAGCAACCUAAUUCUGAAAGCCAGGUACUUACUGGCAGAAUAUAUGAAUCUAAGAAUGAAUCUGGUUGAUAAUGGGUUAUUUCCUGACUUUAAUAACUUCGCAUUCAAACCAACCACGCUAAUGGAAGAGACAUUUCAAAUAGGUAAGAUGAUUCAGGCUUUGAAUAAGAACAGAAAUACUUUAGGAAUGACUAAGAUCAGCUAUAUGGAAAACAUAAAGGAGUACUCUCAAAAAGUUAAAGAAAGUACGCUAGUUUCCGAGGUAGAUGACAUGAGAUUCAGAAAGAUGGUGUAUGACUCUAGGGUAUUACAAACCAAAGAUUUCACUAGUUGGAAUUGGAAUAUUAUCCAAGAACUAUUGGAAGGUCCUCUUAUGAAUAAAAAACAGUUGGAAGAGUUAGCAAAGUCGACAAAGUUUGUCAGAAGACUGCUGGUUUUUUAUAGACCAUUGAGGUUGAGGUUUUCCAAUGUAGAUAGGGGCUCGAGGCUGUCUGCAAAGUAUGUACAAGUAGGAUGUCAAUUUUUCAAGACUUUAACAAUAAAUCCUGAAGGUAUGAAAAUUCUCAUGGAUGAUACGAAAAUUAUACCACAAGUGGCUUCAUUGCUUUUCAGAGCAAUGGAAGAUAAUAUGGCCGGUAAUGUAUUUAAUGACUAUUCAUUGAAGACAAAAAUGAUAUAUGGAUACUUCAAAUUCAUUGGCGUAUUAACGCAGUCAAAAAAUGGUAUUCAAAUAUUGGAUAGGUGGAAUUUUUUUACAAUAAUUUACAAGAUGUUCCAGACAGAUAAUAGAAUUUCAUUGAAAUUUUUGCUUUUGACGUUGCCAGAACUGAAUCUCACAUAUUCACCACACUGCCGAAUAAUAAUAGGGAAGGCGUUGGUUGAUCCAAAUGAAGUGGUUAGAAUUAAAGCAACAAAACAUAUCGGAGAAAGACUAAGGGAUCUCAUGGUUGAAAAACCGGAAGAUAUUGAUUCACAAGAAGAUAAAUUGAGAUUACGUAGAUUCAAGAUUGAAAUGUUGACAAGGCAGUUAUAUGAUUUGAGUUCAAAUGUUGUUGCCAUUGCAGAUCGGGCUUUAUAUGAAUGUAUUUUGGAAGGAUAUGGUUCGAAAGAAUUUAGUUUUUCAUUAAAAACAUUUUUGGAUCAAAUGGUAUUUAUUCGUUCACCUAUUCUAUUCGAACUUUUGAGUAAGUCCUAUGGGUUUCAACUACUAAACGACAUUAAUUUUGUUGAAGUAGAAAGACAGUCAUGGUUAGAUCAUAAAAAUAUCGAAUAUGUGAGUAUCGUUGAAGAAUUCCUCAGUACUGCACAAUUUCGUUCUGAGAAAAGUCAUCAUUUCGAAAGAAAUGAUAGGUUGCCUUUACAUUUCUAUGAAAGUUUAGCUAAGACAGAAGAUGGGAUAACGCUUCUAAGUCAGAGUGGUGAUCUCGUUCAAUUUAUGAACACCAUCAAGAAAUAUGUGAGUGAUUCAAUGGGAGACGAAGUCUCAACCGAUAUUAUAGAAGUUAAAGCCGCAUUAUGGUGCUGUGGUUACAUCGGGUCUACCGAAUUGGGCAUUGGGCUAUUGGAUAACUAUUCCUUAGUUGAAGAUGUUGUUAAAAUUGCCAACGAAGCCAGUGCAACAAGUUUAAGAUUUACUGCCUUUUUCAUACUUGGAUUAGUGAGCAGAACAAGAGAAGGUUGUGAGAUUCUAGACGAAAUGGGAUGGAAUUGUUCUGUAACAGUGCAUGGAGACCCAUUGGGUAUUACUUUACCUAACAAGCUAGACACAUUUUUAUCCUUUAAUGAAAAGAAGUGGACAAUAUCUGAAGAUCAUAAAGAUGAAUUAAUCGAACUUGAUACAAAUACUGGUGAUUUGGUCAAGAGUUCUGGUACCUUUAAGAUCAAUUUAGAUAAGUUAUUGGCGGAAAAGGAAGUCCUUGAGAACCCAUUAUAUGAAAACAAAGAAAUUGAUAGCAUCAAUAUAUUAAAUAAAGCUGGUAUUAAGUCCACUGAAGAUGUUGCCAAUUUUUUCAGUAAUCGAGAGAGGCAUAAUACAGUGAAUAGCACAAAUGCUAUAUCUACUGAAGAUGAAGAAGAUAGGGAAAACAUAAUUGAUAAAGUUCUCGAUACAGUUAGUCAACUGGAUAAUCAUAUAUUAUCCAAUGCAGCAAUCAAAAGGGUUACUGAACUAAACGGGAAGUAUGGAGCUACUCUAUUUGAGAGUGAAAUUAUGUUUUUCAAAGUCAUGGAAAUGAUGGACAAAUUCAGAUUUAAGCCACACGUACGCAAAUUUUUGUGUGGUUUAUUCAUCAAUACCAACGCAUUAGAAAACGUCAUAAGACAUGAUAGGAAAAGAAAACAACAACAAUCAGAGACCGAUUGA
Messenger RNA from Kazachstania africana CBS 2517, 4137 nucleotides. RefSeq names its product TORC2 complex subunit TSC11 (gene TSC11). NCBI's taxonomy places the organism in Eukaryota, Fungi, Ascomycota, Saccharomycetes, Saccharomycetales, Saccharomycetaceae. Gene Ontology annotation, biological process: TORC2 signaling. Gene Ontology annotation, cellular component: TORC2 complex. Bases 1 to 4137 code for a protein of 1378 amino acids. The transcript has a single exon. The record is from RefSeq and is a predicted model, not a curated record.